UAUUAAAAAUCUGCACAGUUUUCGUUUCUCUGAAAUCGUGAUGCCGUUCGAUCAUCGCGCAUGCGUGAGAAAAGCGUCUCGUCUAGUAUUGGGUCGUACCAUUUAUCACUGUAAUGUAAUGUAAACACGUGUUUGUUAUUCGAAGGAGAUGCAUAAUGCGAUUUCUCCGUGAGGAAAAUCAACAAGAAAUCGCGACUACGACGUACUCGUUAUGACCGAACAAUAACACGAUAAUAAAAAGAAGCAUCUAUGGAUUCGAAUGAUUUAGUCAUGUUCGUAUGCUGAAAUUCACUUUCGUAUGGUGGUUUCUGCGUUCGCGACUUGGAGCCAAAUACUCCGAUGUUCUUAAAAUUGCACUUUGCAAGCGCGAAUAAGAGAAAUAACAAAAUUAUUUGACUAAAAGCAUAUAAUAUCCUCGGAAACACUUGAAUAAAAUGAAAGACGAACAUGUUUAUAUGUAACACAAAAGAGUAGUCUUUAUUAUAACAGAGUAUUUUAAUAUUAAAAAUUCUCCAUCAAAGUGCUGAAUAAUAAAUAAUGACUAAUAUAUGAAUUAUAUAUUAAUGGUUGUUCAAUUGUUACACAAGUGAAGAUAUUUAAAAUAAAUUAUAUAUACGUAUAUAUCUGUACAGAAGAAUAAAUAUAUUUAUAGAAAUGGAACCAUUCUGGUUUCCUCGCAUAAUUGCUCGUUAUCCAUAUAUUAUUUUACUGACUGUUUUCAUAUUUUCUUCAAUAAGUCUCAUUAUUCCGCUUACAACUAAAAAGUUACCAGAUUUUUCAGAUCCUCAAAUGGGCUUUGAGGCAAGAGGUACAGUAUUAGCACAAAGACUGACAGCUUGGAAUCACUUGAUAGAAGCUACAAAACCAAGUGGCGAACUUACAAAUAAUCCUUUAGAAUAUUAUCAUUAUGUGAGUCAAUUAACUAAACAGCUUAAUAAUACAAAUAUGCAAAAUCAUAGUUUGACUACUCAGACAGAAGAGGGUAUUCUUAGAAAAAGGCCAAAAGGUAAAAAUAAACGAAAAGGAAAGAAACACCAACUGACAUUAAAUAACACUGAUCUUAAAGAAGUGAGUAAGAAAGAUAGAUGGGAAGAAUUACGAGAACUAAAAGACAAGCAUAAUGUAGAUAUAAAAGAUGACAAGGUUGAAGAUCAACUCGAUAGUGAUAUUUUUUUCUGCAAUUUGCCAACUUCUUCAUAUGCACGUGUUGUAAUCACUGUAAAUUCCAAGGAAGAUGAUUUGUGGUCAAUGGAAGGUGUAUUAGCUCAAUGUCAUAUUGACGAUGUACUUCGUGGGAAUAUUCACUUUCCAUCUUUAUGUCAGACACAACUCAAGCGUAAUGGUGAAACUGAUCACAAAUGCUGUAGAAGUUGGUCACCAGCUAACUACGUUGCACUUUUAUCUAAUCGUACUUCUUGUUUGGGAGUGACCGAGAAUGAUCUUGGCAGAGUAAAGGCUCUUUUGAAACAGUGCUCUUAUUAUUAUCAUAAUCAUCAGUUGGUGCCUAACUGUGCAGAAGAUUUUAAUUGCCAAAGACAUGUGCCAACCGAGUGCUACUACCGAAAUGCAGUUUAUUAUUUACUGCAUUAUCUUUUAGAUAUUAAUUUUAUUCCGAAGACAGAUUCUAAAAAUAAACAAAAUUUGACGCUACAUUCUGCCAUGUUGUUUCUUCCCAUUGCAGCAAGUUCUGCAACUUUAGAUUUUUACAAAGCAAUAGACAAUGAUGAUUUAAUAUAUGGAAACUUUCGUGUUCAAGGCAUGCAACUUGGCCUGAAAAGUACAUUGUUCGAUCAACUAUUAUUAUCCGAUUCGAGUUUAGUACUCGCUGGUUUUGUAUUUGUUACAUUUUGUAUUUGGGCAUUUACUGGCUCUAUAAUGCUGACUGUCGCAACAAUUUUAGCGGUAUUAUUUAGUCUUGGAAUUUCAUACGCAAUAUAUACUCUCGUUUUGCAUAUUGAAUUUUUCCCUUUCAUGAACGUUUUGGCCAUUGUUGUAGCUGUAGGCAUUGGAGCAGACGAUGCAUUUAUUUAUUGUAAAGUUUGGGAAUCUAGAAAACAGCAGAAACUUUCUAAUGGUGAAUUGGUACAUUUGGUACAAGAAACAAUGAAACAUGCUGUUCCAUCAAUGUUUGUGACAUCUCUUACAACAGCAGUAGCUUUUUUUGCAUCAAUUGUUAGUAAUGUGACUGCUAUCAAUUGCUUUAGUUUAUUUUCAGGCAUGAUAGUUAUUGCUAACUUCUUCUUGAUGAUAACAUGGCUACCUGCGUGUGUGGUCGUAUCAGAGAAUUGUAAAUUAUCUACUCUAUCACCUGUUAAUUUUAUUACCAGAAGAAUUAUUCGUCCCCUACGAUCUUUAGGAAAUAAAGUGACAGUGGGAUUCACUACCUUUCUUACUGGACUAGUGCUUCGUUUAAGAUGGUUUUGGUUAAUAAGUUUGGGGAUAAUGACAGUAGCGUGUUGCAGUGUCGUCUUCCAUUAUCCAGGCUUGCAAUUGCCAGAUUAUAUGGAGCUUCAAUUAUUUAAUGAUAAACAUACAUUUGAACAGUACGAUUUAGUAUAUUCUCGAAGAUUCUGGUUUGAACGAUAUGAAAUGGCCGGUGGAGAAGCUGAAGUUUUACUACCAUUGAGAUUUGUAUUUGGUAUAAAUGCGGUCGAUAAUGGUGAUUAUCUUGAUCCUCGUAAAAAGGGAACACUGGAUUGGGAUGAAACUUUUGACAUUACUCAUCCACAGUCACAGAAGUGGCUUCAACAAUUUUGUCAAAAUUUACGAACUCAACCUUUUUACCACAGUACUAUAGGAGCUUUAUUAUCUAAUUGUUUCAUCGAGUCGUUACAUUUAUGGAUGAAGAGACCUUGUAUUGAUCCUGUCGAUUCUGAAAUUGAUUAUACGCCAUGUUGCAACAGCAGUAUAUUUCCAUAUAAACCCAACGUUCUGCAACAGUGUGCAGCUGAAGCUAGUUUGAGAGUAUAUCGUACGCCUUAUAUUUGGAGGGGGGGCGAUGCACCUUUUGCAGGUCCAAAAUUUGUCAAAGAACCUUCGUUGUUCACGCAGGCAACAAAUGAUACGUUUGCGAUGAAAAUAACGCCGAAGAUCAAAGCGCUAAUUAUCGAAUAUGAUAGCACAUAUGUAUACAGUCUCUCAUUUGGAUAUAUGGAUAAAUUUUUUCAUCAGGUUGAAAAUUGGAUGAAGAAUCAAUUACGAACAGCACCUAAAGGGAUGCAAGGUGGAUGGUUUAUCAGUAAUUUAGAAUUUUACGAGCUUCAGCGAACGUUGUAUGAAGGAACUGUAUAUGGAAUAGGAGUAUCGCUAACUUUGGCUCUAAUAGUCUUAGCACUUGUGACCUUAAAUCCUCUUGUCAGCCUAUAUGCAAUUGUAACUAUUGGUGCUGUUAUAAUAGUAACUGUUGCGAUACUCAUUCUUCUGGGUUGGAAACUGAAUAUUUUAGAAAGUGUUGCAGUGACUACAGCUAUAGGCCUUGCUGUAGACUUCAGCUUACAUUACGCUGUAAGUUAUAAAGCAUGUAUCUCCGAGAAGAAAACGGACAGAGUAAAAGCGGCAUUACAACAAAUGGGUGGUCCCACUCUUAUGGCAGCAAUUACAAGUGGAGCUGCGGGUGCUUUCAUGUUACCUUCAAGUGUACUUGCAUAUAUACAAAUUGGUAUUUUUUUAUUACUCCUCAUGGGAAUAAGUUGGAUUUAUGCGACAUUAUUUUUGUGCGCGAUGCUAGCAGUUAUAGGACCAUCUUUACAUUUCGCUCAGUUUGAAUAUCCCAGAUUAAAAAUUUUAUCAAUUUGUUUUCUUAAAUAUGAGAACGAUGGUGUAGUUGAAGCCGACAAAAGUAACACUCGAGCGAAGAAAACUUAUAAAGGACGAGGAAUGCUUUCAGAAUCAACUUUAAGCACAUCUAGUUCAGUAUGUCAAUUUCAUUGCAGUGAACUGGAAACUCUUGCAAAACCUCCAUCGCCAUCAUUACCACCUUCUCCAUUAUCAACAUUACUUCAUUAAGACUAUCAUUAUUUAAAUAAUUAUUAUCAAUUAUACAUAUGUCAUUUUUUCUAGGAAUCUCAAUUUGCUAUUUUAUCAAUUAUAUAUUUAUAAACUAUAUGUCAAAUAAUCAUUCUGUGCUUAGGUGCAAGAUCUUAAUAUGACUGUUGGCUGUGUUCAAAUAGUUUUAAGACAAUUACUCAAAAUAUCGCUUUUUUGCUACAAUAACGACAUAAUUAAAAAAGCAAAAUUUUCUAGAUUAAAUAUUUUUAAUUAUUAAAAUUUGGAAUAUUAUUAUAAAUUUGGAAUAUACAUUAUUUUUUAAAUACGAUUUUAUGUGACGAUUUGGUCUGAUAUUGUAAAAGAAAUAAAAAUAUUAGUUUUUUAUUCAAUAUAUUCAAUUCUUACUCAAUUUUUUUUACACAUCACAAAACUCUAUUAUAAUUUUAGUUAUAUCGUUGUUUGUAGUAAAAGCGAUAUAGUCUGAUAUUUGUUACCUGUAUAUCUACAAUACACACAGAUACAUAUAUAUAUAUAUAUAUGGUUAAACACAACACAUGCAGAGGGCUUCCUAAUUAGUAGUACAGAUAUAUAUAUAUAUAUAUAUAUAUACAUGCAUAUGUGCAAUCAAGAGCAUUAAUAUUAUUUAGUAAUUUUUACAGUAAUUUUCUUUGUAAUAUGUUUCAAAAGAAUUUUUUUUGCUUAUAUAGUUAAUAACACAAUUUAACCGCGUUAUUUUGUAAACAAAUAGAAAAAAAUUAGUCAUUGGAUGUCAUGAAAACUGAGCAAGCACUAAAUAAUGUCAAUACUCUCAAUUGUGCAUACAUAUUUAUGGCUAUGAAGAAUUAAAUGUUAAAUUAAUAUUAUCAGUAUUAUAUAAAAAUAUUAAGAAUACAAAUGUAAUUAUAAAAGUAUAUUAUUUUUUCUUUAAUAUUUGUCGAUUAUUCGUUACAUAAUUUGUAUCAAAUUAAGAAUAAAGUAAUUUUAUAUGCUAUAUAAA
Molecule: messenger RNA, 4984 nt
Organism: Monomorium pharaonis (pharaoh ant)
Lineage: Eukaryota; Metazoa; Arthropoda; Insecta; Hymenoptera; Formicidae
Product: protein dispatched
Exons: 10
Coding region: 655-4005 (1116 amino acids)
Cellular component (GO): membrane
Source: RefSeq, a predicted model, not a curated record